Molecule: messenger RNA, 4958 nt
Organism: Sarcophilus harrisii (Tasmanian devil)
Lineage: Eukaryota; Metazoa; Chordata; Mammalia; Dasyuromorphia; Dasyuridae
Gene: MCTP2
Product: multiple C2 and transmembrane domain containing 2
Exons: 23
Coding region: 370-3009 (879 amino acids)
Biological process (GO): regulation of neurotransmitter secretion
Cellular component (GO): synaptic vesicle membrane
Molecular function (GO): calcium ion binding
Source: RefSeq, a predicted model, not a curated record
UGUGAGUGAGUGAGUGUGACUGUGUGUGUGUAUGUAUGUAUGUAUGUGUGAGUGCUAGGAAGUUGCAGCUGUUGGUCGUGAUGCCUCCCCCGCUGCCACCCCUUUCGUCCCUCCCGCCCUGCAGCCGGCGUCCCUAGGGGAGAACCUGGGCAAGCUUUCCCCAGGCUUGAGCCUCACCGGCUCCAGCCGCCAGUACGAACUGAGCAGGUGAGCUGAACGCGGAGCUUUCUGACCCGGUGGGACUGAGCGCCUUUCACCAGGGCAGGACUCCUGGCUCUGGGGAGCGCUGACUUUGGGCAGGAUUUGUUGAAGUUUUAAACUGAAGCACUCCCCAGCAAAAAGAAUUUUUUUACAGUAACUUAUAUAGUCAUGGAUCUGGAUAAACCAUCUGUCUGGGGUUCAUUGAAACAGAGAACACGGCCUUUGUUACUCAACUUAAGCAAGAAGAAAGUGAAGAAAAACUCAGACAGAACUCUGAACUUAAGAGAAAGUUGUCGUUUGGACAGACGACUGAGCUUGUCAGUACCUGACAUACUGGAGGCUGGGGCUUUGGCCCAAGAUGGGCAUUCUUAUUCAGGGCAUCAGGCCUCGUUCACAUCUGUACCUCAUGGUCUUUCUACUGCUGGAAUGUCUCUCAAGAACAGCAGUAAUUCCUUGAAACAAUCUGAAGAAGACUCUGAAUGGAUCCAGGAGGAGGUAGCCCAUUAUGGUGUAGCUGAAACAGUUUCUGAAAACAUGUAUGCCUCUGUAUUGGAGGAAAGGAGGGCAUCUAGUGAUGGUAUCUUUGAGGUACUUCAGAAGACAAACCUGGCUGGUGAUAUAGUAGAAGAAGCAGAGAACCCAAUUGGAUCUAGUGAUUUGGAUACUUCAAUGACCUCCCAGCUUUUUGAAGAGCAAUCUACUCUAGAAGAAGCAGGAGAUUGCUUAAGUAAUCUCCCCAGCCCUUUUGCUUACCUCCUCACCAUACACCUGAAAGAAGGCAGGAACCUUGUCAUUAGAGAUCGCUGUGGUACAAGUGAUCCAUAUGUGAAAUUUAAGCUGAAUGGCAAGACUUUAUACAAAAGCAAAGUCAUAUACAAGAACCUGAACCCAGUUUGGGAUGAGAUAGUUAUAUUGCCAAUACAAAGCCUUGAUCAAAAGCUGCGAGUUAAGGUAUAUGAUCGAGAUCUAACUACAUCUGACUUUAUGGGUUCUGCCUUUGUAGUCCUUAGUGACCUUGAGCUUAAUAGAACGACUGAACAUAUUUUAAAACUGGAAGACCCAAACAGUUUAGAAGAGGACAUGGGGGUUAUUGUUUUAAAUCUAAACCUGGUAGUCAAACAAGGUGAUUUCAAGAGAAAUAGAUGGUCAAAUCGGAAGAGGUUAAGUGCAAGUAAGUCCUCUUUGAUACGUAACCUGCGACUUUCAGAAUCAUUGAAGAAGAACCAACUCUGGAAUGGAAUUAUUAGUAUUACUUUAUUGGAAGGGAAGAAUAUCUCUGGAGGAAGUAUAACAGAGAUAUUUGUCCAAUUAAAACUAGGAGAUCAGAAAUAUAAGAGCAAGACACUGUGUAAGAGUGCAAAUCCUCAAUGGAGGGAACAGUUUGAUUUUCACUACUUCUCUGACAGGAUGGGCAUAUUGGACAUUGAGGUGUGGGGAAAGGAUUACAAAAAGCAUGAGGAACGUUUGGGGACGUGUAAAGUGGAUAUUGCAGCCCUCCCACUCAAGCAAGAUAAUUGUUUAGAGCUGCCACUGGAGAAUCGUCUUGGCUCACUGCUUAUGCUGAUCACACUUACACCCUGUUCAGGGGUCUCUGUCUCUGAUCUCUGUGUCUGCCCGUUGGCAGACCCCAGUGAAAGAAAGCAGAUUUCCCAACGCUUUUGCUUAUGGAAUUCCCUGAAAGAUAUGAAGGAUGUUGGCAUUUUACAAGUGAAAGUUUUAAAGGCAUUAGAUCUCUUAGCUGCAGAUUUCUCAGGAAAGAGUGAUCCAUUUUGCUUAUUAGAAUUGGGAAAUGACCGACUUCAGACACAUACAGUGUACAAAAACCUCAAUCCUGAAUGGAACAAAGUUUUCACAUUUCCUAUUAAAGAUAUCCAUGAUGUUUUGGAAGUGACAGUAUUUGAUGAAGAUGGAGAUAAGCCCCCUGAUUUCCUUGGGAAAGUUGCCAUCCCCUUGCUGUCUAUUAGAGAUGGGCAGCAAAGUUGCUAUGUACUGAAGAAUAAAGAUUUAGAACAAGCUUCAAAAGGAGUUAUUUAUUUGGAGAUGGAUGUCAUAUAUAAUCCGGUAAAAGCAAGCAUCAGGACCUUUAUGCCCAGAGAAAAGCGCUUUGUAGAAGAUAGCCGCAAGCUUUCCAAAAAGAUUUUAUCAAGGGAUGUUGAUCGUGUAAAAAAAAUUACUAUGGCAAUAUGGAAUACAGUCCAGUUUCUUAAAAGUUGUUUCCAGUGGGAAUCUACAUUGAGGAGUAUAAUAGCAUUUGUGGUAUUUCUGGUCACUGUCUGGAAUUUUGACCUGUACAUGAUCCCCCUGGGUUUAUUGUUGCUCUUUGUUUAUAAUUUCAUCAGACCCAUGAAAGGAAAGGUCAGCAGUGUCCAAGAAAGCCAGGAAGGCACAGACAUAGAUGAUGAUUAUGAUGAAGAUGAUAAGGAAUCUGAGAAAAAAGGUUUCAUUGAAAGAAUCUACAUGGUCCAAGACAUUAUUACUACUGUUCAAAAUGUCUUGGAAGAAAUGGCAUCUUUUGGAGAACGAAUUAAAAACACAUUUAACUGGACAGUCCCAUUUCUCUCUGGACUGGCCUGUUUAGCACUGGCAGCAGCCACCAUUACUUUGUACUUCAUACCACUGCGCUACAUCAUUUUAAUAUGGGGAAUAAAUAAAUUUACUAAGAAGCUUAGAAAUCCCUAUGCCAUAGACAAUAAUGAGCUACUAGAUUUCCUCUCCAGGGUACCAUCUGAUGUUCAAAAGGUGCAGUAUGCUGAAUUGAAACCAUACAGCAACCACAGUCCCCUUAGGAAGAAGCGGAGUGCUCUCUAGGACACAUACCGAUUUUGGAAUGUAGCAUCUUUUGGGGGUUUGGUUUAGACCAGCACUAAAACCAUUAUUGCCCAUAUAGUCAUUCUGGAAGGGCAUAUUUAUUUCACAUUCUCCCAACUCUUUCCUGUAGGGACUCAUGGAGUAUUGGCACUGGGUUGUGUUUUUUUUUGUUUGUUUUGUUUUGUUUUUUGUUUUUUUUGCAAAGAGGGUCAGCCCAAUUGGAGGAGGCAAUCCAGAGAAUGUGCACAACUGUUCCAUUCUCAGAAAAACUGGAGUAAGACCUUCAGUAUCAUGGCUUCCCUGAUGGAGAAUGCCAAUGGCUAGUCUGUCCAAAAACAUUGUCUAGACUUCUUGGACUCAGGAGAAAUUUUGGCAUGUUUCCAACAGAUUUACCAUUAAGAUUUGAGAGCUCUUUUUCCAUCUUCCUUUAGAUCAUUGUUCAUAUAAAGGUUUUUGUUCUAACUUCUGAUCUUUUCAAAUAAUGUAUGAUUUAAAAAUAUGUAUCUCAUGAUGACCAGAAAUGGAGAAAAAUUGAAGCUUCAAUGAUCUUAAUAGUUAUUAUUGAGUUGCAAUUAAUUUCUUGGUGCUGGACACCACGUUGUUCCAUAAAAUCCAUUGCUGGCAAUAGACAUCUCAGGAGCAACCAGUUUGAAUAAAUUAAAGAAAUACAAUCUUCUGACCCAGAAAGAGUUUAUUUUUAAGUGUCAUUCCAAUAGUAUCUCAUUGAUUUUAUUAGUAUCAUCAUUUGCUAUUGUUUGUCAAAAAACACUCAACAAUCCAGUUUUAGAAAUAGUUGAUUUUAAAGAUGUGAUUGAGAGGACAAAAAAAAUAAGUUUCUGAUGAUUAAAAUUAUUUCUCCCAAUAAUUGAUUUCUACAUAUAAAUGCAUCCAUCUCUUUUAAUGAUCUCCUCCAUUGCCUUAUUCAGACAUGGAGAUGGCACUGAGUCUCCAAAGGGUAUGGUAGCAAAUUCUGGUUCUGGCUUACCAGGACAAAAAGAAAGGCUUAGAUCCUGAGAUCCAGAGGGAGAAGAAGGUCAGAGACCAUCUAGUCCAAACACCUCAUUAUGCAUACAAGAUAAUUGUAGCUCAGAGAAGUAGUAUCAGAGGUUUGAUAUGAGUCUGGGUCUUCUAGGUCUGGGGAUAGAUUUUGUUUUUCCUAGUACGAACCUAGUAAAAUGUAUAGUGGCUUAUCACUAUAUUGGGCAAAGGAAGGCGGAUUAUUUUAAGGGGUGGGUGGGUAUAGAAUGUCUCUAAAAUUUCAGCUAUUAAUUUUUACAUGUACUGGUGGAGCAGAGGGCUCACAGCUGUGGAAUUUUUGAUCCUUAAAGAAUCUUCAAAAUUAUUCUAAAAUAGUUUAAUAGAUAAAAAGAUAAGAUUUUUUUCAUUUAAUUCAACACAUAUUUAUUAAACACCCACAAUUGCCAGGUACUAUGCUAGUCAUUGGACAUACCAAAUAAAAAUUUUUAAAAAAGCAGUAACUUCUAUGCUAUUGGGUUUAAUUUAGGGACAUCUUUAUGUUAGCUUUCUAAUACCAGAAUCUAGGAUUCCUGUUCUGAUCAUGAGUAAGAUGCAAAAUAAGAAUUUGCCCUAAAAUCCUAGUACGGAUCAGAAAGCAAAAGCAAUCUAAGAAUGAAAAAUAAUCUCUACCUGUUUCCCAUUCCAUCUCCAUAAUGUUACAGAACACUUAUUCUUCCUCAAAUAAUUAAAAGUUUUGAUUCUGUCAAAAUAUAGAAUUAAAUGGAACCAUCUUUUUUCAAAUGAAAUUUAAGUCUGUAAAAAUGUAUUUUAUUGACACAUAACUUUGUAUGUGCAGUUUCAUAUAUCUGUAUAAAACUAAGUUGUACAACAAACUAGACUUGAUUUAAUAGUUUUAGUAUUUUUUUCUAGGUUGUAAUUUAAUAAUCUUUAAGUGAAAUAUUUAUGAAAAAUGCCAAAGAUUCUAAACCUUA